Messenger RNA from Solanum stenotomum, 1958 nucleotides. RefSeq names its product probable GTP diphosphokinase CRSH, chloroplastic. Gene Ontology annotation, molecular function: calcium ion binding. Gene Ontology annotation, biological process: guanosine tetraphosphate metabolic process. The transcript has 5 exons. The record is from RefSeq and is a predicted model, not a curated record. Lineage: Eukaryota; Viridiplantae; Streptophyta; Magnoliopsida; Solanales; Solanaceae. Bases 99 to 1841 code for a protein of 580 amino acids.
UUUCUUCCUCCACAUUUCUCAGUAAAUUUACCAAAAAUUCAUCCAUGGCGAUUCUUCUUCCAUCUUCAAAAUCACCAUAACCCAUUUCUCCAUCCAAUAUGGAGCUCCACUUAAACGAUUACACUAUCCAUUUUUCCCCAAAUACUAAAAAAUCCCCACACUUACACUUACCCAAAUCCCCAAAUUACUUCCGCCGGCGCCGGAAUCGGAGUUGUAAGACCCAGAUCUCCUCCGCCGUGAGGGUUUCAGCAGUGGUGGCGGCGCCGGAACAAACCGGCGGGAAAAUGGUAGUGGAGUUAGUGGGUGCUUUCAAUGAGCUAACUGAAAGAAUGGAUAAUAGUGUUCUUUCUACUAGCUCUUCUCGAUUGCUGUUUAAGACUCUUAAAUUGUGUAUUCCGAUUCUUCAGUCACUUCCACUUGCACCCGAUGGUCGAUCUCCGAUAUCGAAAGCUCUGUCUGUUGCUGUCAUUUUAGCUGAUUUGCAGAUGGAUGCUGAAGUUAUAUCCACUGGGCUACUAAGAGAAGUUCUAGAGGCAGGUGCUAUAUCAAUAUAUGACGUGAGGGAUCGGAUUGGUACCAGUACUGCUCAUUUAAUGCAUGAAAGCUUGCGUGUGAAGCAUAUGGCCUUAAAGGUAGAAGUAUUGGAUGAUGAUAGUGCAACUGCAUUGAGGAAAUUUUGUCUGACCUACUAUGAUGUCAGGGCAUUAGUAUUAGACCUUGCUAUCAAGCUCGAUAUGAUGAGGCACCUUGAUUAUUUACCUAGGUACCGGCAGCAGAUGAUAGCACUUGAGGUUAUGAAACUACAUGCUCCUCUAGCGCAUGCCAUCGGAACUAACCUAUUAUCUCUUGAACUCGAGGAUCUUUCUUUUAGAUACUUGUUUCCUUACUCAUAUCUAUAUCUUGAUGCAUGGUUGAGAAGUCACGAGUCUGGAAAUAAGCCUCUAAUAGAUAUCUGCAAGGAGCAGCUGCUUCAGUCCCUUAAAUCUGAUCCACUAUUAAAUGGAAUGGUCAGUAAGAUAUCUGUUGAGGGUCGUUAUAAAAGUCGUUAUAGCACCAUGAAGAAACUCUUGAGAGAUGGUCGGAAGCUUGAAGAGGUGAAUGACAUCUUAGGUCUAAGAGUUGUAUUGACUCCUAUAUCAGGAGUAGAUGAGACGGAAAUCGGGGAAAAGGCUUGCUACAGAGCACGUGAAGUUGUCCAAUCUUUGUGGGAAGAGAUACCAAGUAGGUCAAAGGACUAUAUCUUAAGGCCCAAGGCUAAUGGAUAUCGAAGUUUGCACAUGGCUGUUGAUACCAGUGAAAAUGGAUGGACUAGACCGCUAAUGGAAAUUCAAAUACGAACAGCAGAAAUGGAUAUGCUAGCAUCUGGAGGGCAAGCAUCUCAUGCAUUGUACAAGGGCGGUGUUACUGAUCCUGAAAAGGCGAGGCAUCUGAAGGCAAUCAUGAUCGCUGCAGCAGAGCUUGCAGCAUUGCGUCUUAGAGAUUUUCCUUCGGCGAAUCAAAAAGGUCUGGAUAUUGACAAGAGAGGCAGGGUGUUCCGUCUUCUUGACAAGAAUGGAGAUGGUAAAAUAAGCAUCGGCGAACUUAUGGAAGUGAUGGAAGAACUUGGUGCCCCAGGAGACGAUGCGCGGGAGAUGAUGCAACUUCUCGAUUCAAACAGUGAUGGUUUUCUGAGCUCAGAUGAAUUUGAUAUAUUUCAGAACCAGGUUGAAUUCAUCCGGAAUUUAGAAGAUAGAGAUGAUCAUUACCAAACACUGUUAAAUGCUAAGCUACAAUUGGCAAACGACACGGGUUUCAUUCAACUGUACAGUAAAGAGCAAGGUGGUAGUCUGUUGUUGAGGUAAUUCUUGCUUCUCGGAUGAUAAAGAAUGGGCUUACUCACUGGUAUGAUUUCCAUCUUUCACAAUUAGAUUUGUCAGUAGUUCUUCACUUUGCUGGACUCCCAAUUCAUCUGAUAAUCU